This is a messenger RNA of Mycosarcoma maydis (corn smut), 2280 nucleotides long. RefSeq names its product putative threonine--tRNA ligase THS1. The transcript has a single exon. The record is from RefSeq and is a predicted model, not a curated record. Lineage: Eukaryota; Fungi; Basidiomycota; Ustilaginomycetes; Ustilaginales. Gene Ontology annotation, molecular function: ATP binding; threonine-tRNA ligase activity. Gene Ontology annotation, biological process: threonyl-tRNA aminoacylation. The coding region runs from base 1 to 2280 and encodes 759 amino acids. Gene Ontology annotation, cellular component: cytoplasm.
AUGUCGUCGUCAGCACCUCAAGUCGUAUCUUCGUCGGCAGAGCCCCGAGACCCGCUGCAGAACCUCACCGAUGCCGCUCAGAAGGUCGACCUCAACCAACAGUCCGAGAAAAAGCAGCCAAAGUCACAGAAACAGCAGCAACAACAACAACAGCAAAAGGGCGAAAAGAAGCCAAAGGCAAAAAAGGACAAUGUAGACGGUGCACCCAAGGCUCCCCUCGAGUUCACUCCCAAGCCCGCCUACUUUGACCACCGUAUCGCCAUGUUUGAAAAGCUCAAGGCCGAGCAGGAUGCUCAAAUCGCCGCAAUGCCUCGUCAGCCCAUCACCGUCACCAUGCCCGACGGCUCCACCCGCCAGGGCAUUUGCUACGAGACCUCGCCGAUGGACAUUGCCAAGCAGAUCUCCAAGUCCUUGUCCGAGCGCAUCGUCAUCUCCAAGGUAGACGACAAUCUCUGGGAUCUUGAACGUCCGUUGGAGGCCGACUGCAAGCUCGAGCUGUUCGACUUUGACUCGCCUGAGGGUAAACGUGUCUUUUGGCAUUCGUCGGCGCACGUGCUUGGUGAAGCUUGCGAGAAGCACUACGGAUGCCACCUCUGCAUCGGUCCUCCCACCGAAGAGGGCUUCUUCUACGAGAUGGCCAUGGGCGACUCGGGAGAGCGCAUGAUCUCCCAGUCCGACUUUGGCGCGCUCGAGACGCUGAUCAAGAACGCCACCAAAGAAAAGCAAAAGUUUGAGCGUCUCGUCGUCUCGAAAGAGCAGCUGCUCGAGAUGUUCAACUACAACAAAUACAAGCAGCACAUUAUCCAGUCGAAAAUUCCCGACGGCACCUCGACCACCGUCUACCGCUGUGGUCCCAUGAUUGACCUUUGUGUUGGCCCUCACAUCCCGCACACUGGCCGUAUCAAGGCUAUGACGGUGCUCAAGAACUCGGCCUCGUACUUCCUCGGUGAUCAGAACAAUGACUCGCUGCAGCGUCUGUACGGUAUCUCGUUUCCCGAUGCAAAGCAAAUGUCCGAGUACAAGCAAUUCCUCCUUGAAGCAGCCAAGCGCGACCACCGCAAGAUUGGCAAGGAGCAGGAGCUCUUCAUGUUUCACGAGCUCUCGCCCGGUUCGUGCUUCUGGCUGCCGCACGGCGCUCGCAUCUACAACACGCUGCAAGAGUUUCUCAAAUCCGAAUACCGCCAGCGCGGCUUUGACGAAGUGGUGACGCCCAACAUGUACAACUCGAAGCUCUGGCAGACAUCGGGUCACUGGCAGAACUACAAGGACGACAUGUUUGUGCUCGGCGUCGACAAGGAGCAGUUUGCACUCAAGCCCAUGAACUGCCCCGGUCACUGUCUCAUGUUUGCUUCGCGCGAUCGAUCGUACAAGGAGCUGCCGUUGCGACUGGCCGACUUUGGUGUGAUUCACCGAAACGAAGCGUCGGGUGCGCUGAGCGGUCUCACGCGUGUGCGACGAUUCUGUCAGGACGACGCGCACAUCUUCUGCAUGUCGAGCCAAAUCGAGCAAGAGAUGGCGGGCUGCUUCGACUUUCUCGAGCGCGUCUACGGCCUAUUUGGCUUUGAGUUCAAGUUGGAACUCUCGACGCGUCCCGAAAAGUUCCUCGGCGAUAUCGAAACGUGGAAUGCGGCCGAGGCACGUCUCGGUGCGGCGCUCGACAAGUUUGUGCCGGGCAAGUGGGAGCUGAAUCCUGGCGAUGGUGCGUUCUACGGACCCAAGAUUGACAUUACCAUCUCGGAUGCGAUGCGCCGCCACUUCCAGUGCGCCACGAUCCAGCUCGACUUCCAGUUGCCGCAGCAGUUUAAGCUCGAGUACCGCACCGCCGUUUCGCAAGGUGGAGAGACGCAAGCCGAGCGUCCUGUUAUGAUUCACCGUGCAGUCGUCGGUUCUCUGGAACGAUUCAUCGCGAUCCUCACCGAGCACUUUGCGGGCAAAUGGCCGUUCUGGCUCAGCCCGCGUCAACUUCUGGUGGUCCCCGUCACCAACACGGUCUUUGAUUACGCCAAGAGCGUCCAACAGCGUCUCUGGGAUCAAGGCUUCUUUGCCGACGUCGAUCUGAGCGACAACACCUUGCCCAAGAAGAUCAGGAACGGUGAAAUCGCCCAGUACAACUUUGUCUUUGUCGUAGGCCACGAGGAGAUGCAGACCAAUAGCGUCAACAUUCGAAACCGCGACGAUGUCAAUCAGAAGGGUAAGGCAGAGACUAUGGAUCUUGACAAGACCAUCACUCUGCUCAAAGCGCUCAAGUCGCAGCGCAGGCUGCAAAACAAGCUGGUUUGA